UGGAAAAUGAAUGNAAAAAAAUCCUCUUGCAGAUUUAAUUUCAAAGCCAAGAAAUCAUUGAAGUGCGGGGACAAGAGAGGGCGACAUGGACAGCAGCAGCACCUGGUACAGCCUCCCUGUCCACAGGGAUCGUGUCAUCUCCAGAUUCCCCAAGUGGUACAGACCAGAAGCCUGUCAGCAAUUCAAGGAUGACUUCCACUCUCAAGUGAAACGUGCCUGCCAGGAGCAGCAGACCAGAGCUGUUGGGCUGAAAAUGUCAAAAGUGGUCGUGGUUGGAGAUUUGUAUGUGGGUAAAACAUGUCUCAUUAACAGGUUUUGUAAAGACGUGUUUGACCGAGACUACAAGGCGACAAUAGGGGUAGAUUUUGAGAUUGAAAAGUUUGAGAUUGCUGGAAUUCCUUAUAAUCUUCAAAUCUGGGACACAGCAGGGCAAGAGAAGUUCAAAUGCAUCGCUUCUGCUUAUUACAGAGGGGCUGAAGUCAUUAUAAUUGCCUUCGACCUUGCUGACAUACAGACUUUGGAACACACAAAGCAGUGGCUGGAGGACGCUCUGAAGGAAAAUGAGCAAGGAUUAAGUUCCAUAUUUCUUGUGGGCUCUAAAAAGGAUUUAGUGUCGCAGGCUGAAUGUGAGAGAAUAGAAAGUGACGCUAUCAAAAUAGCUUCUGAGAUGCAAGCAGAAUAUUGGUCCAUGUCUUCUAAGACAGGUGAGAACGUGCGGGAGUUCUUCUUUAGGGUAGCUGCCCUGGCAUUUGAAGCAUCUAUACUGAAAGAGUUAGAAAAGAAUGAUGUGCCCACCGCAAAGAUCGGGGGAGGGGACACUAUCCGGAUGGACAGAACCACAGCUGAACACUCAGGAAAUGGGACAAACUCCACAAUCAACUGUUGUUGACAGUGAUUGUCAGCAUUUCAUGUUCCUGAGAUUCGUGCUACUGACAAGUUGAUGGAUUUGGAAACAAUAGCACCUUCAUUGUGCUGAUCCAUGUGGUGUCAGUUUCAGGUCCAAUGACUCUGGAAUUCAAUACCUGUGAUUUAUUAAAAUAUUAAUCCACGCCAGCCGAAUACUGCAGAAACUAAGGCUGAGUCUUGGCAUUGGAUGAAACUGAACCAUUUACAAAGGCAAUUGGCAACUUCUGAAGCGAUAUUUUGAAAAGGACUUUCACAUUUUACUGAAGGUGUGAACCACAUAAUGAGCAAAUUGUGGCCAGUGAAUUGGCUUCCAUUUUUGUUUAGUUAGUGUAGAACUAGGAUUUCAUGUCAAAGGUCAUUUCCAGGAGCUGCAAUAAAUACUGUACAGAGUAGCUAGUCAUUUAACACAUUAAUCUUUUAUUGUCCAAGCUGUAGAAAUAUUGUACCAUCCUUUAGAUGUCUGGACACGCAGAGCGAGAAUGUGCUUAAGACGGUGACAGCAUUCAUACUAUGACUGAACCGUUCACGUUCCCUGUCCACGACUGUGGGACGCUGCUGUGCGCAAUUGGCUGC
Callorhinchus milii (elephant shark) is the source of this 1479-nucleotide messenger RNA. RefSeq names its product RAB36, member RAS oncogene family (gene rab36). The record is from RefSeq and is a predicted model, not a curated record. The transcript is spliced from 11 exons. Gene Ontology annotation, molecular function: GTP binding; GTPase activity. The coding region runs from base 86 to 889 and encodes 267 amino acids. NCBI's taxonomy places the organism in Eukaryota, Metazoa, Chordata, Chondrichthyes, Chimaeriformes, Callorhinchidae.